Molecule: messenger RNA, 1182 nt
Organism: Carcharodon carcharias (great white shark)
Lineage: Eukaryota; Metazoa; Chordata; Chondrichthyes; Lamniformes; Lamnidae
Product: POU domain, class 3, transcription factor 3-like
Exons: 1
Coding region: 1-1182 (393 amino acids)
Biological process (GO): regulation of transcription by RNA polymerase II; brain development
Cellular component (GO): nucleus
Molecular function (GO): RNA polymerase II cis-regulatory region sequence-specific DNA binding; DNA-binding transcription factor activity, RNA polymerase II-specific
Source: RefSeq, a predicted model, not a curated record
AUGGCGACAGCGACGUCCAAUCCCUACAUGCCGAGCAAUAGCAUCCUGUCGUCCAACUCUAUCGUGCACAGCGACUCAGGCGGCAUGCAGCAGGCGACCACGUACCGAGAUCCUUCGAAAAUGGUGCAAAGCGACUUCAUGCAGGGGGCCAUCGCCAGCAACGGCCACAUGCUCAGCCAUGCACACCAGUGGGUGACGGCGCUGCCGCACACCGAUGCCGGCUCGCCCUGGUCCUCGGCCAUGGCCGGCAGCCCCUUGGGUCAGCAGCAGCAGCAGCAACAACAGCAGCAACAGCAGCAACAGGACGUGAAGCCGUCGGUGCAGGUCGUGGGCCGGGACGAGCUGCACACGGGGGCCGCUCCCCUCCACCACCACCGCCCGCCUCACCUGCCGCCCCACCAGCCGUCUCACGGCGGCCACCCGACCGCCUGGGGGGCCACCACCACGGCUCACCUGCCGUCCAUGGGCUCGGCCGUCCAGCCGCUCAUCUACUCGCAGCCCGGAUUCACCGUCAACGGCAUGCUGAGUCAGGCGGGGGGGCAGAGCCUGCACCCGGGGCUGAGGGACACGCCGGAGCUGGUGGACCAUGGGCAGCAGCACCACAGCCACGAGCAUUCGGACGAGGACACGCCGACCUCGGACGACCUGGAGCAAUUCGCCAAGCAAUUCAAGCAGAGGAGGAUCAAGCUGGGCUUCACCCAGGCCGACGUGGGCUUGGCGCUGGGCACCCUGUACGGCAACGUCUUCUCCCAGACCACCAUCUGCCGGUUCGAAGCGCUGCAGCUGAGCUUUAAAAACAUGUGCAAGCUCAAGCCCUUGCUGAACAAGUGGCUGGAGGAGGCCGACUCGUCGACCGGCAGCCCCACCAGCAUCGACAAGAUCGCGGCUCAGGGCAGGAAGCGAAAGAAGCGCACCUCCAUCGAGGUGAGCGUCAAAGGAGCGCUGGAGAGCCACUUCUUGAAAUGUCCCAAGCCCUCGGCGCAGGAGAUCGCCACCCUGGCAGACAGCCUGCAGUUGGAAAAAGAAGUUGUCCGGGUUUGGUUCUGCAAUCGUAGGCAGAAGGAGAAACGCAUGACGCCGCCGGGAGGAGUGCAGCAGACGGACGAUGUGUACUCACAGGUCGGCAAUGUAAACGCCGACACACCACCCUCUCACCACGGACUACAAACCGCCGUGCAGUGA